GAGUCCAACCAGAAACCAUAUUUGGAGAAUUCUAUCGACUAUAUAGACGCAACACUCGGGGAAUAUUUUGAAUAUCCAAUCCCACGAAACGUGUUCUACGAUAUCGAGGACGGAGACACUCGUAGUUUGGAACUUUCACUGUCUUUACCUUACGAUCAGCCUCUACCUCCGACGUUUUGGUUACAGUUAGACUCUAGAAAACAGGUGAUACGAGGACUCCCU
Molecule: messenger RNA, 222 nt
Organism: Lottia gigantea (owl limpet)
Lineage: Eukaryota; Metazoa; Mollusca; Gastropoda; Lottiidae
Exons: 1
Biological process (GO): axon guidance; morphogenesis of an epithelium; nerve development
Cellular component (GO): dystroglycan complex; sarcolemma
Molecular function (GO): calcium ion binding; laminin binding
Source: RefSeq, a predicted model, not a curated record